Messenger RNA from Endocarpon pusillum Z07020, 3546 nucleotides. RefSeq lists its product as uncharacterized. Gene Ontology annotation, molecular function: ATP hydrolysis activity; copper ion binding; ATP binding. The transcript has a single exon. Gene Ontology annotation, cellular component: membrane. Lineage: Eukaryota; Fungi; Ascomycota; Eurotiomycetes; Verrucariales; Verrucariaceae. Gene Ontology annotation, biological process: copper ion homeostasis; monoatomic cation transport. The record is from RefSeq and is a predicted model, not a curated record. Bases 1 to 3546 code for a protein of 1181 amino acids.
AUGGCGACCUAUCAAUCAGUACCGCGAGACGAUGACCAACCACUACCCAAAGGUGAAACCGCGCACAUGGCAACGACGACUGUAAAGGUGGAUGGCAUGACUUGUGGCGCCUGUACUUCUGCCGUGGAAGCAGGAUUCAAAGACAUACCAGGGGCCGGAGCUGUAUCUGUCAGCUUGGUUAUGGGUAGGGCGGUUGUACACCAUGACCCAGAAAAGCUAUCAGCAGACCGGAUAGCGGAGAUCAUUGAAGAUCGGGGCUUCGACGCAGAGGUCCUAUCCACACAUUUACCUGCACCACCCGCUUAUCUGGACACAUCUCAUCCAAAGAUCUCGACCACUACAUUAGCGGUUGAGGGCAUGACCUGCGGCGCAUGCACAUCCUCGGUGGAAGCGGGAUUUAAGAAUGUCCCUGGUGUCAAGAGCAUGAGUGUAUCGUUGUUAUCCGAGCGCGCAGUCGUCGAGCACGAUCCUACAAUAGUCUCCUCUCAGCAGGUAGCUGAGAUCAUCGAGGACAGGGGUUUUGGAGCCACCGUAUUAGAUACCAAGGUGCAGGACGACCUACGAGAUAUGAGUGCCACAAUACCCGAAGCUGAAGGGGUACAACCUGAUACAGCCAUUACCACGGUCGCGAUUGAAGGGAUGACCUGUGGAGCCUGCACAUCUGCUGUCGAAGGUGCAUUCGUGGACAUGCCCGGUCUUAUCCACUUCAAUAUUAGCCUUCUUGCCGAACGAGCCGUUAUUUCACAUGAACCCAUCAAGCUGUCCAUCGCAAAGAUCCUUGAGACCAUUGAGGAUGCCGGAUUCGACGCCAAGUUAGUUUCGUCACAAGCUGGUGGAAGUCAGCGGCUACAGUCGUCUACGUCAAUACAAUUGAAGGUCUACGGGCUUUCAGACGGCCUUGCAGCUACUACGCUCGAAAAUCUUCUCCGUCAAAAGUCCGGUGUUGCUGGAGUUGUGAUCAACCUUUCAACAUCAAGAGCAACGAUCACGUACAACCCGUCCCUGAUUGGCUUGAGGGCUCUUGUUGAAGCCGUCGAGGCCGAAGGGUACAAUGCUUUGGUAGCAGACACUGAUGACAACAACGCCCAGCUCCAGUCACUAGCCAAGACACGAGAGAUUCAAGAAUGGCGCUGGGCGUUUUUCUUCUCACUUUCGUUCGCCAUCCCGGUUUUCUGCAUCAGCAUGUUGAUACCCAUGUUUCUACCUUUCUGUGAUUUUGGCUACAUAGCCUUACUCCCAGGCAUAUAUCUUGGCGACGUUGUUUGCAUGUUGUUGACAAUCCCUGUGCAGUUCGGCAUUGGCAAGCGCUUUUACGUCUCUGCCUUCAAGUCUCUCAAGCAUCGAUCUCCUACAAUGGAUGUCCUUGUCGUUCUGGGAACUUCUGCCGCGUUCUUCUUCAGCGUCUUCGCCAUGAUUGUGGCCUUCUUGGUUCAUCCGCACAGUCGCCCAGGGACCGUUUUUGAUACAAGCACCAUGCUCAUCACUUUUAUCACUCUUGGAAGAUACCUUGAGAAUCGAGCAAAAGGUCAAACCUCCAAGGCGCUGUCGCGACUCAUGUCGCUGACUCCCUCCAUGGCCACGAUCUACGAUGAUCCGAUUGCUGCGGAAAAGGCGGCUGAAGGGUGGGAUGUGCCAUUCUCCCCUUCUGUCGAGAAAUACGGCGAUGUGGCCGAGAACAGAGCCAGAAAGGAAAAUACCCCUGGUCAGAGGGCCAUUCCAACCGAAUUGAUCGAGGUUGGAGAUGUCGUCAUUCUUCGACCCGGCGACAAAGUUCCUGCUGAUGGCAUGGUGACGCGUGGAGAGAGCUACGUCGACGAAAGCAUGAUCACUGGUGAGGCAAUGCCAGUACUGAAAAAGAAUGGUAGUCUGCUUAUUGCUGGAACUGUCAAUGGUGCCGGCCGAGUGGACUUCCGAGUCUCUCGUGCAGGUAAAGACACACAACUCAGUCAGAUUGUGAAUCUGGUCCAAGAAGCUCAAACUAGUAGAGCACCAAUACAACGCACGGCCGAUCAUGUUGCCGGAAUUUUUGUGCCGAUCAUCCUGUUGCUUGGACUGACUACUUUCGUGGUAUGGAUGCUGCUAAGUCAUCUUCUUUCAAGUCCACCAGAGAUUUUUAGGGACCAUCAAGGUGGAGGCAAGGUCAUGGUGUGUCUGAAGCUUUGCAUCUCGGUGAUCGUCUUUGCCUGCCCUUGUGCGCUUGGUUUGGCAACACCAACCGCUGUCAUGGUUGGAACUGGUGUGGGUGCCGAGAACGGCAUCUUAGUCAAAGGGGGCGCUGCCCUCGAGACAGCGACAAGAAUCACUCACGUCGUUCUUGACAAGACAGGCACUUUGACCGAGGGCAAGAUGAAGAUUGCUAGGGUGGAUCUAGAGCCGACUUGGACAACUAACAGCUUGCGCUACCGCCUUUGGUGGUGUAUUGUUGGUCUGGCGGAAAUGAGCAGUGAACAUCCCAUUGCGAAAGCGAUUUUUGAAGCCUCCAAAGAACAACUCGGGCUGACCUCGGAAGAGAAUCUGAAUGGAGCUAUAGGCAAAUUUGAUGUCUUUGUUGGGAAAGGAAUCAAGGCGACGGUUGAGCCUGCAUCUGUGGCAGAAAGAGCCAGAUACGAAGUCAUGAUCGGAAAUGCAUCUUUCCUUCAGUCAAAUGGCGUUGUCAUCCCCAAUUCAGUUGAUGAAGCUCCGGAGAGCAAUGUGGAUGCAGAGUCACCUUCGAAGGUCUCCUCAGCUACAGGUGUUACCCGCAUUCAUGUGGCGAUCUCCUCCCAAUACUCUGGAACCCUAUCACUUUCCGAUACGCUGAAGCCUACAGCUCCAGCAGCGAUUGCUGCUCUCCACAAAAUGGGUAUCAGCACGUCUCUUGUCACAGGUGACACGCUCAGUUCUGCUCAAAGCAUUGCCAAACUUGUAGGGAUCUCCAAGGAUCAAAUCAGGGCAUCUGUGUCACCAGCGCAGAAGAAAGACAUUGUGGCAGAACUACAAUCACAAGGCGAAACCGUAGCUAUGGUUGGCGAUGGCAUCAACGACUCUCCAGCUCUGGCAAGUGCUGAUGUCGGUAUUGCUCUCAGCUCAGGCACGGAUAUCGCCAUGGAUGCUGCCGACAUUGUGCUUAUGCGAGGAGAUGACCUGCUUAGCAUCCCUGCUUCAUUGUGUCUGUCACGCACGAUCUUUACCCGCAUCAAGCUCAAUCUGGCAUGGGCUGUCAUCUACAACGUCAUUGGGCUACCUUUCGCAAUGGGCUUGUUCCUUCCUUUUGGAGGAAUCAUGCUUCCGCCCAUGGCGGCUGGAGCUGCCAUGGCAUUUUCGAGUGUGUCCGUGGUUUCCUCGUCCUUGAUGCUGAAGUGGUGGCGCCGACCGGGCUGGCUGAAUGUUGACUUGUUGGAGCAGGAGAUCAAGAACGGCGGAGUAGGUAUCAGGAAAGACAAGCUGCGGGGGGUUUCUGGUUAUAUACGGCAAGCGUGGAGUUCUGGAUUGGGAUUUAUUGAUAGGAAAAAAGAACAGGACAGAGGUCAGUAUGUGCCGCUGAGUACGGUCGAGGCCUCUGUAUAG